Naegleria fowleri is the source of this 1173-nucleotide messenger RNA. RefSeq lists its product as uncharacterized. NCBI's taxonomy places the organism in Eukaryota, Heterolobosea, Eutetramitea, Acrasida, Naegleriidae. The transcript has 3 exons. The record is from RefSeq and is a predicted model, not a curated record. Gene Ontology annotation, molecular function: protein-arginine N-methyltransferase activity. Gene Ontology annotation, biological process: peptidyl-arginine methylation. Bases 1 to 1173 code for a protein of 390 amino acids.
AUGAGUGAAACAACAAGAGAAGAUGAUGAUGCAAUGACCACCAGUAGUGCAGGUGUUGGUGUGGAAUCAGCAGCAUUGGAACAUCAUCAUUCCGAAAAUGAUAAGCAGUAUUUCAAUUCAUAUUUUGAUUGUGGUGUGCAUGAACUCAUGAUCAAAGACAAACCUAGAACCGAUGGAUAUUUGAAUGCUAUUAUUGAAAAUUCACACGUUUUUAAAGAUAAAGUGGUGUUGGAUGUGGGAGCAGGAACUGGGAUUUUGAGCUUAUUUGCUGCCAAGUAUGGUGGUGCUAAAAAAGUCUAUGCAGUGGAAGCAAGCCCAAUGGCUACUUUUACUCAACUUUUUGUUGAGCACAACAAUAUGCAAGAUGUGAUUGAAGUCAUUCAUGGAAAAAUUGAGCAAGUUGAAUUGGGUGUUGAAAAGGUUGAUAUUAUCAUUAGUGAGUGGAUGGGAUUUUACUUGCUUCAUGAAGGAAUGCUAGAGUCAGUAAUUUAUGCAAGAGAUAAAUGGUUAGACAAGGAACAUGGAUAUUUAUUUCCUCAACAAGCCAUUAUUUACAUGGCUCCAUGUGAAAUGAAUAAUCUCUAUAAGGAAAAGAUUGAUUUUUGGGGAGAUGUCUAUGGCUUUGACAUGAGCGCAAUCAUGCCCAUGGCCAUGUAUGAAUUAGCAGGAAAGUCUAAAGUCGACGUUAUUUCUCCAUCUCAAUUGUUAAUCAAAAAUCCCAUUGUAGUGAAGGAACUAGAUUUAAAAACUGUGACAAAAGACGAUUUGACAUACAUUGAUUGCGAGUGUCACAUUACCAUUGACAAUAUUACCGAUGAAUCUACUCAACAAUUUGUUCAUGGAUUUUGCAUUUGGUUUGAUGUCAUAUUCAUGCCAAAAACAGUCACCCUUUCCACAUCACCGUUUGCUCCAGCUACUCAUUGGAAACAAACCAUCAUGAUGCUUCCGCAACCUCUUCCAAUUCCCUCCUCAAAGAAGUUGCCAAAAACAACAUUGGUAAUGACUCCAAGUGACUCGAAUGAAAGACAUUAUGAUUUAUCUCUGGACAUUCCAGAUGCUUUUAAGGAAAAUGAUCAAUUGGAGGAAGAUGAAGACGAGUUGGAUUUAAAGGAAAUUAUUCUGCGUCAAUAUGCUGCUGAGAUGGAAGAAGAUCCCGAAGAGGACGAACAAUAA